GUUCGCCAUAUUGUUUUUGUUAGAUGCGGGAAAUUUGUUGACAGUGUCUUGGGUUGGGUAUAAAGUAGAAAAUGAAUAAGCUGGUGAGCAUUCCGUCAGCACCAGGGGCACCCAAACGGAAGGAGAUCUACAAGUAUGAGGCACCAUGGACAGUCUACAGUAUGAACUGGAGUAUUCGUCCAGACAAGAGAUUCAGACUUGCCCUGGGCAGUUUUGUUGAAGAAUACAACAAUAAGGUCCAGAUCGUAUCUCUUGAUGAAGAAACAUCUGACUUCUCAUCCAAGAGCACAUUUGACCACCCAUAUCCUACCACCAAACUGAUGUGGAUUCCCGACACAAAGGGGGUUUUCCCGGAUUUGCUGGCAACAAGUGGCGACUAUUUGCGAGUGUGGAGAGUUGGUGAAACUGAGACACGGCUGGAGUGUCUGCUCAAUAAUAAUAAGAAUUCUGAUUUUUGUGCUCCCUUGACUUUUGACUGGAAUGAAGUUGACCCCAAUCUUCUGGGGACGUCAAGUAUCGACACAACCUGCACCAUCUGGGGGCUCGAGACUGGCCAGGUGCUUGGCAGGGUCAACAUGGUCUCUGGGCAUGUGAAGACACAGCUGAUAGCCCAUGACAAGGAAGUGUACGACAUCGCCUUUAGUCGGGCUGGAGGAGGCAGGGACAUGUUUGCCAGUGUUGGUGCUGAUGGGUCAGUUCGAAUGUUUGACCUCCGCCACCUCGAACACUCCACCAUCAUCUACGAGGACCCGCAACAUGUGCCCCUGUUGCGCCUCGCCUGGAACAAGCAGGACCCCAACUAUCUCGCCACCAUGGCCAUGGAUGCUUUCGAGGUGAUCAUCUUGGAUGUGCGUGUCCCCUGCACACCAGUCGCCCGACUCAACAACCACCGUGCAUGUGUGAACGGUAUUGCCUGGGCGCCACAUUCCUCCUGCCACAUCUGUACUGCUGCUGAUGAUCACCAAGCCCUAAUAUGGGAUAUCCAGCAGAUGCCACGUGCUAUUGAAGACCCAAUCCUAGCGUACACAUCAUCAGGGGAGAUAAACCAGAUUCAGUGGUCUUCAACCCAGCCUGACUGGAUCGCUAUUUGUUACAAUAACUGUUUGGAGAUCCUCCGCGUUUGAUAAUUAACAGGGCACUUUGAAGAGACUCAAAAUCAUUGUAAGGCCAGUCAAUACCUAAAUAGUCAAACCAAACCAUUCAAAGACAUACCAACCAUUUCUAUCAUCAGCCUGUUCAGAUUCAAUUAAAGGUUCAUGCAAGUGAACAAAGACUGAAAGCUAUUUAAACAGAUUCCAGUACUGUUAGAGGUACUCUACCAAGUGUUGCUUGGAAACCUUUACGGGUUGUGAAUGAAAUUUGUGAAACUUUGAAAAAAAACAUUUCUAGGUGAUUUCUAGUUUUAGUAACAUUAUGAAAGGAGGAAUGUCUGAGAAAACAGAAGAAGCUUGCCACCACAGAAGUUAUUUGAGAAUCAUUUGCCGUAGUUGACACAUUUAGCGCUCUGCUCCUAUAAGCUCGGUGUGAACUGUCAUGCAUCAAGACAAGCAUGUUUCUACAGACCCAUCACUUCAUGCACAGGGCGCUAAUUAGGUUGAAUACAGUUCUGAUUUGAUGCAUCAUCAAUACCUCACGGGUUGUGUUUACUACAUUCGUCCAUCCCCUGUGGAGACAUACAGAGUAAUCUCCAUGUUAACCAAUGGAGCAUUUUGUUUGAAGCCAUGACAGGUGGAAUCUGAUUGGUCAGUACGAGGGACAUCGAUAUGACAUGACUUGUGAUACUCACUUCCAUAUCAUCGAGCCAUGAAAUUACAGGUCAGUUAGGCUGGUAAACUAGACUUUAUUAGUCGGUCAACACCCUUACACUAUGAUGAUAAUGAGGUGGAAGAAAUUACUGCUUGGACCAAUGGCUCUCCUAUCACACCAACAGCCAUAUUUCUCACUUGUCAGUGUGGUUGCCUGCUCCAAAAUUUCAAGCAAUGGUAGAGUGUGUUCCAAGAAGGUUCAUGGAUAGAAAGGGUUUAUUUGACUUCCAUGUGUAAAUGUCUGCAUUGCCUAUGUAUUCACAGGUGUUGAAGGAAGGUAGUGUACACAAAUCCGUGAACAACUGAUGAUAGAUUUGAUAUGAAAAGGCACCUGCUUUACCUUGAGCCUGGCUGGAAACUGAUUCCUUGGCUGGACCACCAACUGUAGCAGUUGUUGCCUCUUCCCUGCUGUUGUCCAUAGUCCCAUCUGGUUAUGUUCAAUCAUAAUUUUCAUCUUCAUGUAUUUAAUACAUUUAUUAGAUUUCAUGUCCUCACUUUGCCUUUAAAUUCUCAUUUGAUUAGAAGUACUAUUUAAUCUUUAGUGACGGUGUAUUAGAUUCCACAUCAGACAAAUUCCUUCCUAAUUACUUAGUGACUGGCCUUAAGUUUAUAAUGCUUCAUUCAGACAUCUAUCUUUUGAAAGUGCCUGUUAUCCAUCAAGCUUAUUAUGUGUGUUAAAGUCAUACUGACCUUAGAACUCAAUGGGCAACAUGUCACUGUCAACUUGGCAUCAGAGGUCACAUGAGACUAUAUGACCUUGACAAAGCAUUCUGAAGUUGACCUUGUUAGCAUGAUUAUCUGCUUUGAAUGUCGUGUCAGGAAACAAGUUCAGCAUGUCAUUCCGGACCAGACUGAAAUGGAGGAAUCCAUUGAAAUUAUUUAUUGCACGUCCAAACCAUCAUCCAUCCAGAAGUAUCUUAUCACUUCAAAGCCCCAAUGGAGGACAUUCUAGAAGAAACGAUCUUGACGUUGAAACAUACAGUUGUGGAGAUUUUACGCUGCAUUUACCAUUGCGCUUCGGGUUAAAAUCAAGCUCACGCUUUUGUAUUUGUAACCUGUUAGUCUUCAAAUCAGACAUUACAUUGUUAAUGUGAACAAUUUUGAAAACUGAAGAUACCAUCAAUUUGCCUGUUUGUUGAAAUAAUUUUGUUAUGUUGUUUAGAAACAAAUAACAUCUGAUAUAUAAUUUUUAACAGGGCUAUAAAUAUAUUUCAAAUGCUUUAUACCUUUAUAAACAUAUUGUUUAACUGUUCAUUUCCGGAAUUAAUCUUAUUAAUUGGGAAGAUUAAGUGUAUGUGGUGUUAGAUUUUUACCUAUCACAUGAUUGUGGAUGGUAUUCAUAUACAAGUCUGACUUGAAGUCCAGCUCUAUGUACAGUUAUUUUUAAUCAUGUCACAUUUUGUAUUUAAUUCAUCUAUGAUCUACUAUUUUAUGUCAUCUGACUAUUUGUAGAAGAGACUUAAUGUUAUACGUGUGUACAGUGUUGUCGUAUCACCACAUUGUAAUGCUUCUUGUUGAUGCAAGCUGUGGUAAUCUACAUGUACAUGACCGGAGCCUCGUCAGUUUUCUGAUGAGACUCGGGACUGGCUCAGGGGCCUGAUACACAAAGCAUUCAUAGCGUUACAACCUGUUGUAACGCUACAGUUUACAUACUCUGACGAAAGUCAUAGCGCUAUGAACACUUCCUGGAUCAGAACCCAGCCUAAUCAUGCAUUACUGUUUUUAUUACUUGGUAAAGAUAUCAACUGAAAAUCAAACAAAGUUAUGUUAAACUUAUUAGUCUGAGAAACACUGAAGGGGUUUGUUUCUUGACUUUCUUAUAAUAUUUUUCACAUAAAAUCAAAUUUAAUUAACUAUAAUAUCAGCCAAUAACCAGGUUAGUAUACAGAUGAUUACUGUAAACUUUCCACUGAUGAAAUGCAAGAUUGCUGUAAAGCUUGGGGUUUUGGAGUGGGGAAUUAUCAUUUCUUUUGUCCAUUGAAUUCUAUUACAGUACGUUAAUCAAGAUAUA
This is a messenger RNA of Haliotis rubra (blacklip abalone), 3816 nucleotides long. Its product is annotated as DDB1- and CUL4-associated factor 7-like. NCBI's taxonomy places the organism in Eukaryota, Metazoa, Mollusca, Gastropoda, Lepetellida, Haliotidae. Gene Ontology annotation, molecular function: protein binding. The record is from RefSeq and is a predicted model, not a curated record. Gene Ontology annotation, cellular component: nucleus.